This is a messenger RNA of Daphnia pulicaria, 2092 nucleotides long. RefSeq lists its product as uncharacterized. The transcript has 6 exons. Lineage: Eukaryota; Metazoa; Arthropoda; Branchiopoda; Diplostraca; Daphniidae. The coding region runs from base 655 to 1413 and encodes 252 amino acids. The record is from RefSeq and is a predicted model, not a curated record.
CAUUUCAUCGCCAUUCAGUUGGAGAAUUUCAGUCGAGUCGGUCGGUCGGUGUAGUUAUAGCACACGCCCAGUCUCUCUCCCGCGACUCUCUCUUUCCACUACGUGCGACUACCACCUUGCCCAGCAUUGAGUCACCCGUCGUCAUUUCUUGUGUUAUCAGCUGGCCAACAGCACCUCGUGUGUUAAAAUUCACUAUACAUUGUGCUUGUAUAGUUUUAAUUGCAUUACGUCGAGUUGCCAAAGAGUUUGCCAACAACCAACGGUCGACUGAUUUUCUCGUCCAUCUCAGCACACACAGCAGACGGCAACAACAACUGUACAGCAGUGUCAAAAGGGGCGAAUCGACCAACAACAUUUCGGAAUAAUAAUUUAUCUCAAACGUCAUCAGCAGCGCAGUUUCAUUUCAACUUUGACGCUGUGUACGUCCGUGUUUGUUUGGUUGUUUGUCUCAUUAUCGGAUAGCGAUACGAGACGAGAAGUGGUUGACCCCGCAAGUUCGCAAUGCGACCUCGUAGUGGAUUCGUCUGCCAGCAGCCGUAGCCGUUAUUACUGAGAACCCGUUCGAUCAAAUUUAUCAUCCGCGGAAUAAUCAUCGUUUUACAACACAUAAGUGCGCGCGCCAAAUUUGAAAUCGAAUCGAAUCGAACGGACGUCAUGGAACACUCGGCUCUUCAACCGUCUGCCCAUUUGGCGUUGGUGGAAUUGGCCGCCGGCGCUGCGGGAUCUUCAUCGUCAUCGUUCGCCGACAGGCCAUCCAAAGUCAAACUCGAUGACGCUGCCGCUAUUCAUCUGGGCGUGAACGGCAGCGGCGGCGACGACCCUUUCUUCACCAGCACCGCCUCAAGGUUAGACCUGGAGCCAACAACAGCCGGGCCUCACGAACUCAGUCCAGAUGGUGACGCAGUUGAAUUGGCCGGAGUCAUCGUAGCGGCGGCGCUCAUCACGGCGGCUCUCAUCGGCUUCGGCAUCUGGAUGCACUUCCGGCGGAAGAAAUCCAAGAGCCAAGAGCUCAACUCGGCCAGCGGACGGAUGAACGGCGGACCCAAUCACCACCCAGUGGCUCCUCAAGUGUCAGUCAUCAGCAUGGAAACGGACGUCCGACCUGCCGCCGUUCGACAAAAUAGUUACGGCAGCACGGGAUACAUCGGGUCCCUGGGCCCUUACCGCUCGGACGGCGUUGGCCAGUCGGAAGAAGAUGAAAUGGGAUCGUUCACCGAUUACGGAUCGAUCGUCGGCUCGUUCCCGCCGUCGCCGGCUGGAUCCUUCCGCUCGGCCAUCGAUGCUCCGGGAUUUUCCAGAUCUAGAGCGGGAACGGGGACGUCGUUUGCCACCGUCAUGUCGUUCGGUUCGUAUCGUUCGAGGGCCAGCAACACGGCGUCGUUCCACACUUGCGUCGAAGAGGAAUUCUCGUGAAAUCGACGAUGUUCUAACCGUUCGUAAAUUGAAUUUUCCCGCGCGGAAAUAGUGGCGGGAAAAAUUCGAAAAUUCGAAUAGAGAGUUCACAUCGCGUUUGUCUAGUGGAAGGAAUGAUUCUGCUAUACGGAGAUUCAAUCAGUGUGUCGUCGCGCGUGCCUAAUAAUUUAUAACUAGUGUCCUUCAAAUAUUGAAUUAAUUAUUAUUAUUAUGAAACUAUGGGGGGGUUUAAUAUUUCUAUCAUCGAAAAAUAAGUCUUCCAAAAGCUCAGUGGCUCUUUCAUGAUAUUUCGUGGGUUAAUUCUCCUCCAUUCCGACUCGACCGCUGUCGUGUGCCAAAAGUUAUCAGACAAUCAUCAAAAUCAUCGACUGUUUUCUUCUCUUUGCUAUUCCUUGAAUUCCCUGCGAUUCGAAUUUAAAGAUAUUAUUCAUUUUAGUGGCUUGAAAGUGACGUGCAGUUAAAGCAAACUGGUGUAAUGUGAAUCGGUACAAGGGAAUCGGGUGAAGUAGAACACAAGAAAAGAAAAAGAACAAAAACAAAAGCCAAACGGACCCGCGACUAAUUUUCAUUUGGCCGCUGGUGGUGACCGCAGAACGGCCGUGACUGGUUUGAUCUAAAAAUAAGACUCGGGGCGAGAGUGUGUGUGUGUUCGUGUUACACACACACACAAACUAAAUAA